AUGAUUAAUUUGAACAAGAGUUUUAAUAAUAAUGAAAUUGUUAUUAAUAAUUUAGAGAUGAAUAAAUAUAAUUACUAAUACAGGUGGAAUUUGUUGACGUAUUGCAUCUGGAUUCCUAUGGGGAAUUAUUACAAUUAUGAUAUUCCAACAUCGUUAUACAAUUCUUUUAAGAGUUAUUUGACUCCAAUACUCUCGGAUAAUCAAUUUGAAUUUUAUUAUGGAUUGCUGUUUAGCAUUACCUCCUUUGUUAACAUAUUCACUCCUUUCAUUAGCGGAAGUACUAUUUCAUCAAAUUAGUUAAGAAUUAAGAGAUUAAUAUGGAAAUAGAAUUGCCUUAUUCGUUUUGCUAUUUCUUGUCUCUCUAGGAUAAUUCAUCUUCAUACAAGGCUUCAUUCACUAUAACCUAUACUAUAUCAUUAUUGGUCGAAUCCUCAUCAGCAUAGGAAUUGAACCAUGUGGAGCCAUCCAAACUAGUCUGCUUUCUUCAUACUUCAAAUUCGAUCAUAUCGUAUAAUCAAAUCUCUUAUUAGGCCUUAGUUGUUGGCUUGUGUGAACUAUUUGCCUCAUUUGGAACCAUCUCGGUGAUGUAUUUCGCACCCAAACUAGCUGCUCAAUAUAAUCUGAUAUUUGCAAUAUAGAGUGGUAGCUUUGCAAUUGCAAUGAGUGUAGUAUGCUGCAUCAUCACUAUCGUCUACGAUCUGAAUGCAGAGUUUGUGGAAUAGGAGAAUUAAAUUUAAAAUGUUGAAGUAAAUAAGCAAAUGAAAACUUAAGACAACUUCCCAUUUAUAUAUUGGAUGAUCAUCCUCUACAACAUGUUGCUCUUUGGAUCUUUACUCACUUUUAGCAAUUUUUCUGUCGGGAUAUUGACUGAACGAUGGUAUGCAGAUGAUGAAUCCGCAGAAGAAAUGGCAGGUAAACUAAUGGCCAUUAUGUGGGCGAUAUCUUCUUUUCUCACUCCCGUGUUUGGUUACUUAAUUGACAAAUAUAAGAAUAGAGCCAUAUUUGUAAUCCUAUUGAAUAUCAUAGAAUAUUUGUGCGUCCUGUCUAGGUUGUAUGGGCUUGGUGUAGCUUUGGUAUUAUGCACCUUUUUUAGCAAUUAAUUUAUUGGGAAUUUCAUAUGCAAUUAUGUGUGCCAGUGUUUGGUCAAGCAUUGUAUACAUCAUUGACGAAGCGAGUCUGGGUACAGGUUAUGCCUAUCUAUUAUCUUCAUGCAAUUUCUUAUUGUCCAUUUUGCCUCUUACUAUUAGCUUGAUUAAAAUAAGAACGGCAAGCUUUUUCAUUUCAGUGAUGAUGUUGGCUGUCUUAAUUUUUAUUACGAUCUUACUUGGAAUUUACAUUUAUAUCCUAGAUAACUAAGAAAACAACAGUCUGGAUGGUAUAGUAAAACACACAAAUAAAUCAUAUGAUCAAUUAGAACAAGAUGAAAUUUGA
Paramecium octaurelia is the source of this 1431-nucleotide messenger RNA. The record is from the annotation of a GenBank genome assembly. Lineage: Eukaryota; Ciliophora; Oligohymenophorea; Peniculida; Parameciidae.